AUGCCCAGACUUUCCACUCCUUCCGAGCUUCCUAUCGACACCAUUGUCGACUGGCUCCGCAAGCAGGAGCACUUCCCUCCUGUGCUCGAAGUUGGACCUACGACAGUAAUGAACUGGAUGAUGGCCAUGAACUCCGGCCAGACGGUCAACCGCUUGCAUAAGAAGGUCGACCAAGUCCUGAAGACCUUGCAGCGAAAAGCCAAGGUCACAAGAGCCCGGUGCACCAAGUUCAGACAGGAUCAUGGCGAAAACCAAGAUGAGCCUGUCGUCUCGAGCGCUUUCCGUCCAGGCGCUCCUACUUCUGCUUCCCGCAGUGAGCAGNCAAGAGAGAAGGGACAGAAGGGCUGCCAACAAAGCAGCCAAAAAGAGGCUCGGCGCAAGCAGAACGCUGCUGCCGUGGCCAAGGCCAAGGCCAGGUCCAAGGCCAAAUCCAAGAUCCAGACUGGGCCCGAGGAAGAUGCAGAGGAGUUCUCCGAAUGGGAGGGCCUCAGUGAUAACGAUGACAAAGCCAUGGACGUCAAGCUCUUGCUGCCUUUUCCUCUAAAAGUCGUCGCUCCUGCCCCUCCCGCCAACAGCCGCGCUUGA
Aureobasidium musti is the source of this 585-nucleotide messenger RNA. NCBI's taxonomy places the organism in Eukaryota, Fungi, Ascomycota, Dothideomycetes, Dothideales, Saccotheciaceae. The record is from the annotation of a GenBank genome assembly.